GGAGCGGAGCUCACCUACGACGAUGGCGACACCGAGCUGAAGACGGAAUUAUGUGUUUUGGAAGGCGUCAAGAAACUGCUGGUGGAAAGAUGCCAAGCGGCGUGGGAGAAGAUCAACCGUUUGGAGGAGGUCAGAUUCAAGUUGACUCUGGACAUUAACGAUAAGCAGGAAUCCAUUGAAUUGGACAAAGAUCAAUUAACGUUGGAUAAGAACUGCGCCAACAUCAGCUACAAGAUUGAUCCUCUCAGGAUUGCUAAAAAUUCUCUUCCGUACGAGACUUGGUUGGAGCAUUCGAAGUAUACAAAAUUGCUUGCUGACAAUGAGCUGGCCGAUACUAAUAAGCUGAGGGAGGCGAUGUUCGUGAUGAGGGAGAGGGCGAGGAACGAUAUGCAGGCGCAAAGGGAUCGCGUCGACUUUAGCUUGAGGAAGCGGAUCUACGAGACGCAGAGGGCUCGCAACGAGCUGGAAUGGCAGCUGCUGAAGAUGCGCGAGGAAAUGGAGAAGGUGCAGAAGGAAAUCAAGACGCUGGAAGAUGCCCUCGAGGAUAAGACGGACGCGCGCAAACUGUGCGAGACGCGUCUGGAGAACAGGACGUACCGGCCGGGAGUCGAGCUGUGCCAGGACGAGGCCGAAAUCGGGCUCAAAGAUGAGGUCAUGCAGCUGCGGCAGACGCAGCAGGAUCUGAUGGACAAGAUCAACUGCGCGAAAGCCACGUACAACGCGCUCGAGGAUCAGCAGGUCCUGAUCGAGAUCGACCUGGGGAACAAGUCGCAAUCCUUGAUGACCGACAUUCGAUGUCUGGAUCUCAGGGGUCGCCUGAAGACGGGCGGAAACGUUUCCGACACCGACAGGAAUAUCCAGUUGACACAAAUGGAAAAGGAAAUUCCGCCGACAUAAAUUGAAUCUUUUCAUUCCACGAAAAUUCGUAGUGUAGUUUGUGUGCGCGU
This is a messenger RNA of Nicrophorus vespilloides, 947 nucleotides long. Its product is annotated as tektin-B1. Gene Ontology annotation, cellular component: nucleus; microtubule cytoskeleton. Gene Ontology annotation, biological process: cilium assembly; cilium movement involved in cell motility. The record is from RefSeq and is a predicted model, not a curated record. Lineage: Eukaryota; Metazoa; Arthropoda; Insecta; Coleoptera; Silphidae. The transcript is spliced from 3 exons. The annotation marks the transcript as partial.